UUUUUGUUUCUGAACAUAUGUUAUGAUAAAAUGAAAGGUGUCAUUACAAAGUACAAUUGGUCCUGCAGUAAACAAGACCUCAUAGGUUUGUAGAUGGAAAAACUAAAGUUAUGGCCAUUAUAGGGCAAGGAGGAAAAAAACAAAAGUGCAAAAACAAAAACUGGCCCGGUCCUUAAUGAAUUACAGUAUUUUUAGGUCUGCCGAUUAAGUUUUUAUUAAUAAAGACCUUCUUUACAUACUAUUUGGGGUGAAAUUAUUUUGUGUACCAGGACAAGUACAUUGUUGUGAAGGACAUGUAGAUUGUUAUUUUCCUGACAUUGACAGAGGUGUCAGCAGAGAGCUAUGUGGUCAGGCAGAAAGGAAAUUCAAAAAGAAAAGGAAAUUCCUGUGGAGCAUACAGCAGCUGAUAAGUACUGGAAGGAUUUUUUAAAUAGAAGUAAUUUACAAAUCUGUUUAACUUUCUGGCACCAGUUGAUUUAAAAAAGUUUUCCAGUGGAGUACCCCUUUAAUAAUUGUCUACAUAGCAAAGCUUCCGAUAGAAUGAUUUUUUUUUUUUUACAGGAAACCCGUCACAAGAUUGUUAAAUUAUUCUUUAUUACAAUUCUGAACACUGUUCUGAAAAAUGCAAUAGAAAAAAUGAUUGCAACUUAAAACAAGGGAAAUGUUUACUCACUUGACCACUCCGAGCGCAGGCAAAAUAAUCGAGUCUAUGGGAAACUUGGUGCAGUUUUUGCAGAUGACUGCACAGAUUUCCGGGGCUCACACUGUGGAAUUUUAUACUGAAGAUGUAUGGAAGAGCCUUGUGGCUGUGUCUCCUGAAUCUGUUCUUUCUAUCUUCAGUCAACAGAAGCCUUGUUAUGAGGAGAGAGAAGUUCCAGACAUGUCCAAGAUAUUUUCUCCAGCAACUAACCAACUGGUGAACUUGGAAUUAUUUGUAGAAGCGGCUCAGUACAGUUCCCUGAUGAACUUAGGAUUGUGCACCCCCAUUGAACAAAUAUUUAAAACUUUUGCCUCACAAAGUGCCAACAAGCUUAGUCUACCUGCUUUAUUAGUUACACCGAUUAGGUCAUAUGAACUGCUGAACUUUAAGCAACCGAAUGAGAUAAUGAAAAAUACAGAAAUAAAAACUGACCAGUUCAUGAAUGAUAAAAAGUCCCAUGAAGUUGCUAUCAUGUCACAGUUUGUAGAAGCUCUAGCAAAUGUUUAUGGCUUAAAACAGGUCAUAGACUUGGGAGCUGGAAAAGGUUAUUUAAGCUCAUAUUUAUCCAUGCGUUAUGACCUAAAAGUUUAUGGGAUUGACUCUUCUCAUACCAAUACAGAUGGAGCCAACGAGAGAAACCGGAAAUUGAAAAAAUAUUGGCAAGUCUAUAAAACUGAUGCCAGAACCACUUCAAAGGCAAAGAAAUCUGACCAGAAGAAAGAAACUUUAUUGCCAAAGAACUCUUGUCAAGAUGUUAAUGCUGAUCAAGACAUUUCCAGACAAACAGAGAGUGAUAUAAGAUGUACAAGACUGUCCAAUUCAGAGUCAUGUAUGGAUGAUGAUAGGAACCAGUUUACAGACUCCUCAAAGGGGCAAAAUAAGAAGGAAAGCAAUGAGGCCAUGGAAAAUACAGAUGCUUACUCUGCAUUCUCCUUUCUGGACAUCUUGCCUGCUGGAGCUGUUGAGGUGCCUUCAGUGUCACAAAGUGUUAGCAAAGUUCUCAGCGAACAAGAAAAAGAGCAAAGGAAGAUGGAGAACAUCAAGGCCAAAAAAUUUCCAGAAACCCAUGUUUAUUCACCUCUCACUUCCUAUGUCACCGCUGAGACAGAGCUUCAUGACAUAAUAACCGAUCUAGAGGAUUCCAUUAUGGUUGGUCUGCAUACAUGUGGUGAUCUUGCUCCAAACACUCUGAGGAUUUUCACUUCAAAGCCAGAAAUUAAAGCAGUAUGCAGCGUUGGAUGCUGUUAUCAUUUUCUUUCAGAAGAGUUUGAUCAUCAGAAAGAAGAACGGAUAGAGGGAUCAUGGGGGUUUCCAAUGAGUCAGUAUUUGAAAGAAAGGUGUUGGCACAUAGGACGGAAUGCUAGGAUGUCCGCUUGUUUGGCUUUAGAGCGUGUUGCGGUCGGCCAAGGGCUUCCUAAUGAAUCAUUGUUUUAUCGGGCAGUACUUCAGGUCAUCUGCAAAGAAGUCUAUGGCAUCACCCAAAGGUCAUAUUCUCUAAUUCCGCAGAGCAAGGAUAUCCUAAAAAUCGACCAGCGUGUUGGAAAGAUUUAUUCCAAAUCAACAUCCUUCACAGACUAUGUUAGGAAGUCUCUAAAAAAAUUUGGACAGGAUGACUUAAGGCUUUCAGAUGAUCAAAUAAUGGAAUACUACCAAAAGUAUGAACCAAGGCGAAACGAGUUGGAAGCAUUCAACAGGCUUAAAGUUUUUCUGGCUCCUUGUAUUGAGGCCUUGAUCCUCCUGGACCGCCUCAGCUAUCUGAGAGAACAGGAGAGCAUAGCCUGGUCUGGACUGGUGAAAUUGUUUGACCCUGUGAAAUCACCACGAUGUUAUGCAGUAGUUGCACUGAAGCAGCUAUAAUUAAUUAUUUUAACACUGCCAUAUGAAUAAGAUAAUGAUAUACAGUGAAGGUGCUACUGCAUAUGUAUGAGGUACCGAUUACAUUUAUAAAAAAGAAAUUAAAUAUCGUUCAGGAGUUUCAGUCAAAUAUAAGGGCUGUGUCACAAUAUCAGUUUUUUUAUUCCUAUUUGAGAGGAAACAUCAGUUGUGCAUUAGGAGCUAUAGAAAGAACAUAGCAUGUAAAGAGGUAGUUCAACAAAAUACAAAUCUAAGUAAUCUCAGUUUAUUGUGAUUACACAGUAUGAUAAGGGCUCACAUUAUAUAGACCCAUUAAAAAGCAUUCCCCUCACAUGGUGACAUUAGUGGGACUUAAAAUGCUAGAGUUCAGUGGCCCUAACACCAGGAGUACAUUUGCUGUACAGAAAUUUUAUUUGCUGCAAUGAGCUGCAGACACUUUUGGGUAGCUGUUGGGGUAUAUCGGCAAACUGUUCCUAUCCCUGGACCUGAACUUACAAAAUUGCCUACAUAUUUCUCUGACAUGUAUCAAGGAAAUGGAGCUGAGCAGCGUAGGUGCCACAGCCUGGCACACCUCCUUGUGCACCCUCACCUCCAGGCACUUCAUUUACUGAUGUACAGAGCCCUGUAGAGGGGAAGGUGAGCGAGGAGACAAGCCAGGCUUUGGCCCUUAGCACAUACUUCUUGCUGAAAAUAUAAAGAUUUUAUAAUUUUGACAACAACCACCAUCAGCUUGAGGAAAUGUACAGUUUGCUGGUAUACAUGCUUUUAUGCCCUAAGGGCUUGUUCAUACUCCAGAAAUGCCAUAGCAAUGGGAUUCUACUACCCAUUACAGAUUGCCUAAGCUCCACUACUAAUCAGAUUCCGACAGAGAAGACAGGACAAUACUCUGAACAGGUGAACAGGGUGAAGCUUAUUGUCCAAGGCAAUCUGCGUGCUGAUACUGGAGGAGACUGCUGAAAGCAUAAUUCAACCGGAAAUUCUGUAGUUUAACCCCUUAAGGACCCGGGGGUUUUCUGUUUUUGCAUUUUCUUUUUUUCCUUAUUACCUUUAAAAAAGCAUAACUCUUUCAAUUUUGCACCUAAAAAUCCAUAUGAUGGCUUAUUUUUUGCGCCACCAAUUCUUCUUUGUAAUUACGUCAGUCAUUUUACCCACAAAUCUAUGGUGAAACGGGAAAAAAAAUCACCGUGAGACAAAAUAAAAAACCCAUUUUGUAACUUUUGGGGCUUCCGUUUCUACACAGUACAUUUUUUGGUAAAAAUGAUACCUUUAUUCUGUAGGUCCAUACGAUUAAAAUUAUAUCCUACUUAUAUAGGUUUGAUUUUGUCGUACUUCUGGAAAAAAAUCAUAAUUACAUGCAGGAAAAUUUAUACAUUUAAAAUUGUCAUCUUCUGACCCCUAUAACUUUUUUAUUUUUCCGCGUAUGAGGGCUAAUUUUUGCGCCGUGAUCUGAAGUUUUUAGCGGUAGCAUUUUUGUAUUGAUCGGACUUUUUGAUCGCUUUUUAUUCAUUCUUUCAUGAUAUAAAAAGUGACCAAAAAUACACUAUUUUGGACUUUGGAAUUUUUUUGCGUGUA
Messenger RNA from Hyla sarda, 4126 nucleotides. It is a transcript of the gene METTL25, whose product is annotated as methyltransferase like 25. The record is from RefSeq and is a predicted model, not a curated record. NCBI's taxonomy places the organism in Eukaryota, Metazoa, Chordata, Amphibia, Anura, Hylidae. The transcript has 15 exons. Bases 662 to 2557 code for a protein of 631 amino acids.